CUCGCGCCGCGCGUGCCUGCCGUCCCGCUGCUGCGGGUGGACGGCGCGCGCGCGCGUGAGUAUUUUUGAGUCGGCUCCACCACCGCCGCGUGCACCGGUGGCGUUCGCGCGAGCUAUAUAUGCGCGGCGCUUCCGUCGCGAGCUGAGCGUGCGAGGUAGUAGUAGUAGUAGCUACCAGUACGGUGGUUGCGGGCGAGGUGGAGCUGAGUUUAAGGGAGAGCGUGUGGUGGCGUUGCUCGAUCUCGAUUCUCGAAUGGAUCCGUACAAGUAUCUCAACAUCCGGUUCAACCCGGACGGCUCGCUCACCCGCAACGGCGGCGCGAGGCUGCUCCCGCCGGCGCCGGCGGGGGAGCCCGUCGGCGGGGACGGGCCGACGCGCCGCAUUGUGCACUCCAGCGACGCGCCGCUCAACGACGCCAACGGCACGACCGUCCGCCUGUUCGUGCCGUCCGGCGCCGGCGACGGCGGCAGGCUGCCGCUGGUGCUGUACUUUCACGGCGGCGGGUACGUGCUCUUCCGCGCGGCGUCCGAGCCGUUCCACAACACGUGCACGGCCCUCGCGGCGGCGACCCCCGCGGUGGUCGCCUCCGUCGACUACCGCCUCGCCCCCGAGCACCGCCUCCCCGCCGCGUUCGAGGACGCCGCCGACGCGGUCCGGUGGGCGCGCUCUUACGCCGCCGGCUCGCCCGGCAGGCCGCUCUUCCUGAUGGGCAGCCACGCCGGCGCGAGCAUCGCGUUCCGCGCCGCGCUGGCGGCCGUGGACGAGGGCCUCCAGCUGCGCGGGCUCAUACUCAACCAGCCGCACCACGGCGGCGUGAAGCGGACGGCCGCGGAGGAGUCCUCGGUGGACGACCGCGUCCUGCCGCUCCCGGCCAACGACCUCCUCUGGGAGCUCGCGCUGCCGCUGGGCGCGGACCGUGACCACGAGUACUGCAACCCGGAGACCAUGCUCGCCGGCGUGGAGGCCGCGCGGCUGCGGAAGCUGCCCCCCUGCCUGGUGCUCGGCCGGAGGAAAGACCCGCCCCGGGACCGGCAGAGGACGCUGGUGGAAGCACUCCAGAAGGCCGGUGUCACCGUCGAAGCACAGCUCGACGGCGCCGGUUACCACGCGAUGGAGCUGUUCAAGCAAGACCGCGCCGCCGAGUUCAUCGCACAGGUCGCCGACUUCGUCCGCCGGCACGCCGGCGACGUACAUGCCACUGCAAGGAGCAGGCUCUGAUCGAUCCAAGUCCAUGCCAUUGACUGCAACAACCACCACCACCACUAUGGUACUGUGCCGGUGGUUGUUGCAAGGGCACUAUCUUGCAGCAAGUCCCAAAAGAGACAAUCAUAUCAGCAUCACCAUUAGAUUGGAGAGUGACGACGAGCGGAAGACUACUCGUAGCCAAGUACACUCCUAUAGUGACGGGGUGCCUUACCUUUGCUUUUCUUUCUUUCUUUUCUUUUGGUUUUUUUUCUCUCCACUGAGGGUUUUCCAUUCUAUGGUACCCGCUUUUACUUCCCAGCAAAUCGGGUUGUUGUUUGUUUACUGUCAAAAGCAAAGGGUGAAAGAGCUCCGGAUCUGGUCUUUUGCAGCUUCUGCACCACAAAGAGGAUUUAUAAUAAAUAUUGUAACAUGAUAGUAGAGGUUAUUCCA
Oryza brachyantha (malo sina) is the source of this 1636-nucleotide messenger RNA. Its product is annotated as probable carboxylesterase 8. Lineage: Eukaryota; Viridiplantae; Streptophyta; Magnoliopsida; Poales; Poaceae. The coding region runs from base 254 to 1219 and encodes 321 amino acids. Gene Ontology annotation, molecular function: hydrolase activity. The record is from RefSeq and is a predicted model, not a curated record. The transcript has a single exon.